UUCCAAUUCUGCAGAGAGCCUGGUGACAGCCCCUCCUGAAGCAAACAGCCCCUGGGAGCCUCUUCCCCCCACCCUGACCGGACAGCCCUGGGAUUCCCCACACAGCACCCUGGGCAGACAGGGCCUCUCUCAAGGCUGGACCACCCCAAGGACUGUCCUCAUCAGCCUGAGCCUUCCCCUCCGGACCGGCCAGAGAGUCCUGCCAGCUCCACCCCAGCUCACAGAAGAGCCCCUGUGAACCUCCCCCCACACCCCCCAGGCUGCCUGGAGUGCUUCCUGGCCCACCUGUUUGCCUCCUUGCCCCUCUCCUCCCCAGGGGCGCCCAGCCAGGCCAGGCAGCCUUUGUGCUCUCUCACCUUAGAGAACCUGCAUCGCCCCUACCCAGACAGCACCUGGUAAAGUUCCUGAGUGACCUCUUUCACGUCAGUAGUUUAUUGUCUCUGUCCAUGCCCUGAUGACCAGACUUCAGCAAAUAUGUUCCUACUGAUAAUGACCCCCAUUCCUUUGAUCCUUUCCCCAUUAGAACAUUUCCAGUUACUCUUUCCUCUAGGCCUCCCACUGUGAUAUUCCACCCCCCCCCCACCAGUGACACUAUGCAACACCAGAGUGGUUGCCGUGGCAUCUGGCUCCUGCCCCUGUCCCUGUUCCUAUCUAGCCUUGGGGUGGCCAGAACCGGGCGCUCCCUUCUCAGCUGUCCUACAGCCUGCCUUUGUGCCAGCAACAUCCUCAGCUGCACGAAACGGGACCUGGUGAAUGUUCCACAAUCUCUGCCCCGCUACACGGCACAACUGGAUCUUAGCCACAACAACCUGACCCACCUUCGGGCCCAGUGGACCUCCAUACGCCUGAUCCAUCUUCACUCGUUGUUCCUCAGCCAUAACAACCUGCACUUCAUCUCCACAGAGGCCUUCUCCCCAGUGCCCAGGCUGCGCUAUCUGGACCUCUCCUCCAAUCAUUUGCGGACCCUGGAUGAGUUCCUGUUCAGUGAACUUCAGGAGCUGGAGGUAUUGUUAUUGUACAACAAUCGAAUUAUGGAGGUGGACCGCAGCGCCUUUGAUGAAAUGGUCCACCUACAGAAACUCUACCUGAGCCAGAACCAGAUUGCUCGAUUUCCUGUAGAACUGGUCAAGGAUAGGUCCAAGCUGCCCCAGCUGACCCUCCUGGAUCUGUCUUCUAACAGACUGAAGCUAUUACCCACGUCUGAUCUGCAGGACCUGCCAGCCUGGAUGAAAAAUGGCCUGUACCUGCAUAACAACUCCCUCACCUGUGACUGCGAGAUAUACAAGCUCUUCACCCACUGGCAGUAUCGCCAGCUGAGCUCGGUGGUGGACUUUCAGGAGGAGCUGUACUGUGUACAUUCCAAGAAGACGCUCAGCGUCUUCAACAUGAGCAGCACCCUGAACUGCAGCGAGUUUAAGGAGUGCGCGUUUGAAGCCCACCUGGGGGAGACCCUGACCAUCAGCUGCGACACCAAGCAGCAGGGAAUGAGCAAGGAAUGGGUGACGCCAAACAACGAAAGAGUACCGGAUGAGGCGGGCAACAGCACCGCGAGGAUGUUGAAAGACGGUAGCCUGCAGUUGCGGCACAUUCGGGUCGAGGAUCAGGGAUUGUACACCUGCUACGCGGUAGGGGAGGUGUUCAAUGAAACGUUGUCCGUGGAGGUGAAAGUCCACAACUUCACCCAGCAUGGACCUCAUGACACUCUCAACACAGCCUAUACCACACUGGUGGGCUGUAUCCUCAGCGUGGUCCUGGUUCUGAUCUAUCUAUACCUCACCCCCUGCCGCUGCUGGUGCCGCGCUGGGGAGAGACCUGCGAGUCAUCAGGGAGAUAGUCUCAGCUCCUCCAUGCUUAGCACGACCCCCAACCAUGACCCGAUGGCGGCCGGGGCUGGCAAGGACACUGGUUUUGACCGUCGAGUGGCCUUCCUGGAACCCACAGGACCCGGGCAGGGUCAGAAUGGCAAACUAAAGCCUGGCAACACCCUCCCUGUGCCCGAGGGGGCCAAGGGACAGAGGAAAAUGUCUGAUCCAGAGUCGGUCAGCUCAGUCUUCUCAGACACACCCAUUGUGGUGUGAGGAGGGUGGGGUUGAUGGGAAGAUCCCCUGGAAAGAGGUAAUGGUCACCUCCAAAGGAUGUAAGGGGAAAGAAGAGGGCUGCCUGAAUGUGUGUGUGGGGGGGUCCUCCCCUGUCCUCAAGGGAAAUAGGCACAGAUGCAACAUCAGGCAAGAAGCCCCACCUCCAUCCCUGGGUGUACAAGAUUUUCAAAUACGGAUCUGUAACUCUCAGGCAAACGCUGCACCCCUAUUCAAAGUUCUAGCAAGUUCUGAUGAUGAAGGAACAUGUCUAAGACAGGUGGGUCUAGUGGGAAAUAGAUUCCCUAAGCUUUUACUACAUCAUCUUUGACCCAUAAGAAAGUGGUCAUUAUCCAAGCAUUUGAAAGGAAAAUAAGUUUGUUUGUUUGUUUGUUUUUAACAAUAUCUUCUUCCACCUCUACCCAGGGAUUUGGGGUGGGACUUAAUGGGAACAGAUUUGAGCAGUUGGCCUAAGUCUAGUAGUUUUUAGCUGCAGGUAUAUCCUCUUUGGUUAGGAACCUACAUCACUAUAGACAGGGAAAUUGUAAACCUUAAGGAAGGGGAUAGGAACAAAAUAAAAAGCCCUUGAAUCAAGAGUGACCCCCAAAGCUGUUCUGAAACUUUUCCAUCUUCCUCGUAGGUGACUGCAUCACAGAAGCAAAUAACCAGCAUGAUGCUAUGGCCAACUAGAGACCCCUUGUAACCAGUAUAAGCUUAUAGAGGGCAAUGAUAUAAUGGAGUGUGUCUUUGGGGGAUUAUCAUUGGCAGAAGGUGCUGCCUGGGGUGAACUGGGCUGUUUGGAUCACAGCUUAGAACGCCUCAAAACAUACUCGUGGGGAGAACAGUGGGGAUUCUGACUCUGAUCUCUUUUCUGCUGUGUAUUUGUACUUGACAAGGUGUACUGAAUAUCACCUCAGGCAGGGCCUUUGCAGGCCACCUGGUGUGAAGGAUGAUUGAGGGAAGAGUAAGUGGAGGUAGGGAGUGGGAGGACCCGAAGGAAACUUGCCCAUCAUAAAGAGGAGGCUAAAUCAGCCUCCAUUUCGUGAAGCCUUGUUUGGUCUAUCUAGGUUUUUCCCCUUGCUUUUGGAAGAGAUGAGCUUUCUCUCUACAGCAUGGUGGGGGAAGGACCCAAAGGGGGCCUACAGUCCUCUUGAGUAGAUUGGUGUUUGGGGGAAGGGAGGGGUAAUUACAAUGUAAAGUGUCCUUGAAUUGGCAAGACUUCCUUCUCGGGUCUAGGCUGACUGACAGUGAUCUUCACUUGGCUCUCACCGCUGUGAGGCUGGAGUAAGGGAUUAGCUGUGCACAAAGCUUGAGAGGAAUGGUCUGUCCCAGAAUGGACACUCUGAGGUACAUAUGUGCUUAAAGUGCUCCAAUUUCCCCCCCCUCCCCCACAAGCAGUCCUACCAUAGGUCAGAUAAACUGAAUCAAGCCCACAUGAGGCUGCCACCUUUGUCUCAGUGGUGGUUGAACUUCUUGACUGGUCGUGGGUCGAGGAUGUGUGGUGAUGGGUAAAGAGUCCUUCUAAGGUUGGAAGCUAUCUUGGGACCAAGAAGGUGGCUGUAUGCUGCAGCUCUUCUCCCAGACUCUAUCAUGUCUUUUCAACAACAUUUCAGGUUAUUCUGAGCAUCGGAGGCAGAGCUACAGGAAGGUUCAAGAUGAGGAAGAAUAGAUCUCUUUUCCUUUACAUUUUUCAAUCUGCUUCUUCCCUCCCGGUCUUGGCUCUAUUUUCUCUCCAGUUGGCUCAGACCAGGGAUGCUCUCUCCAGGCAUUUGAACUGCUUUCUGGGCCCCAGUAGGAGUAUUCCUAAGUUGGCAUCUUCUGGGGGAAUCCAAGGAUCAGAGAUUCAGAUCCAAAAGGGACCUCAGAGGUCAUCUGCAAGAGAGUAGGAAACAAGCCUCGGGAGAUCUGAUGACUCCAACAGUGUCACACAUAGAGGGUGAAGGCUGCCAGUCACUUGCACAAGGUCGUUCCAUCUACCUAACAGGAUUAGGGCAGGGGACUAGCACUGGAGAUGCUGCCCUCAUCUAUCCUUGGGCUCUUCAGACUGUGUUCCACCUCUUUCAGCAGUUGAUACAGUAGAGAGAUGCAGCAUUUCCCUAGUUAUUUACAGCUUAUAGGUAUGCAUGCACACCAGCAUUUUGGCAUUGACCUAGACAGUGUGUCUCCUUUGAUUUCUUCUGAUGCCCACAGUUAUUCCCACAUUCACACAGCUUUAAAAAUAUAAUGUAUUCUAGCAAAGGCUUCCUGAUGGUCCUGCAAUAUCCCUUCAGUAUAAAAUCACUUGGACUUCCCUCCCUGAACUUCACAGAGCUUCACCCCUUUUCUGAGAGGCAUUGCAGCACAGUGGGUAGAGACCUGAAUUAGACACCAGCAGUGCAAUCUUGGGCAAGGCCACUUAACUUCUCUCUGUCUUUCCUCAUCUGUGAAAUUGGACAUAACACCUACCUCACAGGGUUGUUGUGAGGAUCAAAUGAGAAAACACAUCAAGUGCUUUGCAAGCCAUCAAGCACUGUGUAAGCGUGUGCUAGUAUUACUAUUCUAUGAUCGAUGCGUUCAUGGGACUUCCCUAUUCUCACUGGUGUUUUGAAAAUGCCUUUGAGGGAAGGGAGAACUGGAAGCUGUAACCGGGUCUCAGCUCCUUGGAAAUUUCACUUUGAUCUAAGAUAUCCUUAGGCAAGAGCCAUGAGAUUGCAAAAUGGCAUUUCCCUUGGAAGUGUCUUGGCCAGGCUCAGAAUAUGAGGGAGAGACAGAGACAGACAGGAUAACAAGCCACUCUGUCGCCUUUUCUUUGUCAAGUGCCAGGGUAAGACUAGGGAUCUCUACCAUUGGCUAGGAAUAGGAGGAAAGAGUUAAAAAUGAAUUUCCUGUGACUGAUUGUCUUCUAAAGGUCUUAAUGGACAUUUCCUUGCUCGAAAUAAGAACUUAAAUUCUGUUCUCAGAUUUAUCAGGGAACCUGGGCAAGUUUAACUUUUUGAGGUUCUUUUGGUUUAUUUUUUUGAGGUUGAACUCUGUCUGAGGUUCUGAGAACCUCCAGAAGCAUAGUGAAAUGAACUAGAUUCUGGAAACAUUCCUAGUGACCCGGAUUUCUGGCUAGUUAACUAAUCAGCAGACUGAUUCCCUGCAAAAUGAAGAAAGCCCCUGUUUGUUUUCUAAGGCCCGUUAAUGAAUAGAUGUAUGUAUGAUUAGCAGGCUCUACCCUGAUUGCUGUUGAUCCCCAAUGGCUUUCUGCCUAGAGAAGUAUGUACUUUCCAUCCUAGAGGUUCAUUGGUGCCUACAGAGAGAAUGAUCAGGGCACUGGUAGAAAGAAAGCUGAAGGGACUGCCCACAAGACAGAAAAAAUCCUUGGAAGCAGGUGUCCCUGAAGACUGAAUGUGACAUUGCUGCACAAUCUGUGUUUAUGUGUAAUAUUUUUUUCUUUACUUGUAUUCGUGGAGUUCUCAGAAAGGAAUGGAGAAAGAAGAGCUACUCGUCCUGCCCAGGCAGGUAGCUGAAAGCCUGUUGGAUUUGACUUUGUGUGUUUCUGCCCUCCCCCGCCCCACCAGCCCUGGUCCCGUUGCUGGCAAAGCAAAUGGGGCCCUUUGUGUCCAGGUUCCCUCUCCUCCCACUUGUGUAUACCCAGGCUGGCAGACCCCACAGCCUCCUGACUCCACCAUCUGUCUGAGCCUCUGCUCUGAAGAAUAGACAGUGAUCAUUAAACCAGGCAUGAGUCUGUU
Molecule: messenger RNA, 5788 nt
Organism: Sarcophilus harrisii (Tasmanian devil)
Lineage: Eukaryota; Metazoa; Chordata; Mammalia; Dasyuromorphia; Dasyuridae
Gene: AMIGO1
Product: adhesion molecule with Ig like domain 1
Exons: 1
Coding region: 594-2078 (494 amino acids)
Biological process (GO): brain development
Molecular function (GO): protein binding
Source: RefSeq, a predicted model, not a curated record